Messenger RNA from Xenopus laevis (African clawed frog), 3180 nucleotides. RefSeq names its product tumor protein p73 (gene tp73.S). Gene Ontology annotation, biological process: protein tetramerization; apoptotic process; regulation of transcription by RNA polymerase II. The coding region runs from base 257 to 2260 and encodes 667 amino acids. The record is from RefSeq and is a predicted model, not a curated record. Gene Ontology annotation, cellular component: nucleus; cytoplasm. Gene Ontology annotation, molecular function: DNA-binding transcription factor activity; DNA-binding transcription factor activity, RNA polymerase II-specific; RNA polymerase II cis-regulatory region sequence-specific DNA binding. Lineage: Eukaryota; Metazoa; Chordata; Amphibia; Anura; Pipidae. The transcript is spliced from 14 exons.
UCAACUUUAUAAUCUAACAACCGCCACCCUCCAUCACCUCCUAUUCUACACGUCACUUUCACAGCUAUGUCGCCAAUGCCUGAAACAGGUGUGAUCGCCUGCUGCUUAGUGGGGGCCCGGCGAUGAAGAGGUUAAUAGGAAGGCUUGCGAUUGCAACUGCUGCAAUCUGUGCGAGUGUGAGCAGCUAACCCGGACAGUCCGGGCAGCAGGAUCGCUCAUCGUCAGCUCUUUUGGCAGAUCCCAGUCAAGCAGUUUCAUGCAAGCGACACUGAUCAAGCAGAGGACAGUGCAGGGGACCAUCAUCAGCACAGACUGGCAUUUCAGAGUGAUAUACCCUUUGCCGGAAUCUCCUUCUGUAAAGAUGUCCCAGUCUACUGGAGCAGAUGAAGGGACUACAUUUGAGCACCUCUGGAGUACCCUAGAGCCAGACAGCACCUAUUUCGAACUUCCACAAUCAAGCCAUUCAAACAAUACUGAAGCAUCUAAUCGAACAGACGUCAACAUGGAUGUUUAUCAAAUGAGGAGCAUGAAUGAAUCUAUCAUGUCCCAGUUCAAUCUGCUGAACAACACCAUGGAUCAGAGUAUCGGCAGCAGAGCGGCCUCCACUAGUCCCUACAACCCUGAUCAUACCUCGAAUGUUCCCACGCAUUCCCCCUACUCACAGCCCAGCUCCACAUUUGAGGCCAUGUCACCUGCUCCCAUCAUCCCUUCCAACACAGACUACCCAGGAACACACAACUUUGAGGUGACAUUCCAGCAAUCCAGUACAGCCAAGUCAGCCACAUGGACGUAUUCUCCAUUGCUGAAAAAGCUGUACUGCCAGAUAGCUAAGACGUGCCCCAUCCAAAUCAAGUUAUCUAAUCCAUCACCGCCUGGUUCAGUCAUUCGGGCAAUGCCGGUGUUUAAGAAAGCAGAACAUGUGACUGAGGUUGUGAAACGAUGUCCCAAUCAUGAACUUGGACGAGACUUUAAUGAUGGUCAAGCAGCACCAGCUAGCCACCUCAUACGAGUGGAAGGCAAUAACUUGUCUCAGUAUGUGGAUGACCCAGUAACGGGUCGACAAAGCGUUAUGGUGCCGUAUGAACCACCCCAGGUUGGGACUGAGUGCACCACAAUACUCUACAACUUCAUGUGCAACAGCAGCUGCGUGGGAGGAAUGAACAGGCGGCCUAUUCUCAUCAUUAUCACACUGGAAACAAGAGAUGGGCAAGUAUUGGGCAGAAGGUCUUUUGAAGGUCGUAUCUGUGCCUGUCCGGGCAGAGACCGCAAGGCUGAUGAGGAUCACUUCCGGGAGCAAGCAGCAUUAAACGAAACAGCAGCAAAAAAUGGCAAUGCAAACAAACGCACAUUCAAACAGAGUCCCCCGAGUGUCCCUACAGUGGGUUCCAAUAUUAAGAAAAGGAGGCAUGGCGAAGAUGAGAUAUUUUAUAUACCUGUUCGUGGUCGGGAGAAUUUUGAAAUCUUGAUGAAAAUAAAGGAAAGUUUGGAGCUGGUGGAGCUUGUUCCUCAGCAGCUGGUGGAUUCGUAUAGGCAGCAACAGCAGCAGCUACUUCAGAGACAAACCCAUAUGCAGUCUACUUCUUCGUAUGGCCCUGGUCUUUCACCAAUGAAUAAACAUCAUGGAGGGAUCAACAAGCUGCCUUCUGUCAACCAACUAGUGGGGCAACCUAAUCAGCAUAAUUCUAAUGCAGGGCCAAACCUGGGACCAAUGGGACCUGGAAUGUUAAACAGUCAUCCUUUGCAGACUAAUGGAGAGAUGAAUGGGGCUCAUUCAUCCCAAUCUAUGGUAUCAGGGUCACAUUGUACCCCUCCACCACCCUACAGUGCAGACCCCAGCUUAGUCAGUUUUUUAACAGGAUUGGGGUGCCCCAACUGCAUCGAAUAUUUCACAUCACAAGGGUUACAGAAUAUUUACCACCUGCAGAACCUUACCAUGGAGGAUCUUGGAGCAUUGAAAAUCCCAGAACAUUACAAAGCGGUGAUUUGGAGAGGCAUUCAAGAGCUUAACAAGAGCCAUGAUUAUGGAGCCCAGCAGCAUGUUCGAUCGAGUAGUAACGCUUCCACCAUUUCGAUCGGCAGCUCCGGUGAGCUCCAGCGGCAGCGUGUAAUGGAGGCAGUACAUUUCCGCGUACGGCACACCAUCACCAUUCCCAACCGGGGCGGUGCUGAUGAAUGGGCAGAUUUCGGCUUUGAUUUACCUGACUGCAAGUCACACAAACAGUCCAUUAAAGAGGAGUAUGAAAACAGUGACAUUAACUAAUAUGAGAAGAUACUCCUUCAAGCAGUCAUGUAGCCGACCAAAUAAAUAGCCAUGCGCGAAAAGCCAAAUUAAAAUGGCCGUGCCGUGUGCAGCUUGUGAGGUUCUUGGACCAUAAGUGACGAUUGCUUAUUGGUUCAAGAACAAGAAGAGAUACGUGGCUUUUAUCAUCUGUGCUAAACGGCUUCCAUUUUAGGGUCAUUUAUUAUGGGGAUCAACUGAAUGGAGAAACCAUUGACGUGUGUGUUAUUGUAGAGAGGGCAGCCAAGCAACCAAGUAAAGAUGGGGAAUUUUCUAAUGAAAAUGUUCUGUUUCACAAAGGCUGUCAGAGAGCGAGAUAUAUUUCAUAAAGACCUCUUCUUUCACACAGAUAAAUCUCCAGUUCCAAGAUGGCGGCCAUACAAUGAAAUUCUGCCAUAGGAAGUGGAUCCCAAUCUCUCCCGAUGAACUGCCAGAAAAGUAUUUUUUGCAUUGACUUUCAAACCCUUAGACAACGACACAAAACAAUAACCUUUCGAGUAUGAGAGGGGUUCACUUGUUGUAUGGAUACACACCUCAGAGCGUGUUUUGGAAGUAGGUCUUUGGUCUCAAUCCUGCUGCGUUUUAGGGGCACAAAAGAGAAAAUCUGACCGUGACCUACAGUUUUUUGUUGUUGUAUAUAUAUACAGUUUUUCCUUCUUCUUCGUAAUAUAUAUUUAAUUAUUCUGUAUAAGAUUACAAGUGUUGACUCUUUUGGUCACUGAUACAAUUGCCGGCGGUCGGGGGUUGGAAUAAUGAUUCUAAUAUGCAGAGAGAGCUCCCCGUACAUAAUAAUAAUGUGGCCGGCUGCUGGUAUUAUAGAAUAUAACCAUAAUCUGCUUUGUGUCUCUGCUGCUGCUGCUGCCGCUGGUUUCCUCACGCUGAACUUUAUUAAACUCUACUUU